UAUUGUUUAUGCUUUAGAAGAAAAUGGCGUCAUCACAGGCAACAUGUUGGAAGACAUCAUGGCAGAGAGUACACCAACAGACAAGAAGAGGGAACUGUUGAACAUAUUACCACGGAGAGGGAAGGAGGCGUUUGAUAUGUUUUACGAAAUUCUCGUCAGUAACAAGGAAGGAUCAGCGGCUGAUAUUUUAAAGCCAGAGUUGUCGAAGCAGAGAAUUGCUACGGAGAAAAGAAACCUAGCUGUUGUUCGACGAGCCGAAGGAUGUACUCCGUCAGUGGUGACCGUACCCACAGAUGAUGACGAUGAUAAUGAUCUGCCAGAAAUAUGGCCUGAUGAGAACCUGAUAUCAAAAAAAGUUACAGUAAAGGUCUGUGAGGAAUCGGGGCAGAUGUAUGAGAGGUUUAUCAAAUCCAGCUCGGACAGUGGAAAGACCUACAAACAUCAGAGCAAGCCAAGAGGACUUGCAUUAGUGAUAAACAACGAGAAGUUUGAACUGGCAAGGAAGAAUGGCUACAAGCUUCAAGAUCGAGAUGGAACCGACAUUGACCAGUUCACAGUUGAUCAGCUGUUAGAGCAGCUGAGCUAUACAGUUUACAUCAAGGAAGAUUUGACAGCUGAGAAAAUCCAAAGCACUGUAAAAUAUUACAGUCAGAUUGACCACAGUUCGUACGACAGCUUUAUUCUGUUUGUUCUCUCUCACGGAGAGAGCCAGAGUAUAUACGGAGUAGACGGGAAACUGGUACAGAAGGAGAAAAUCACAGGAGCCUUCAACGGGAAUAACUGCCAAACUCUUAGUGGGAAGCCCAAGCUGUUCUUUUUCCAAGCCUGCCAAGGGCAAAAUAAGGACCCUGGUGCACCCAUUGCCUCAGCUGAACCAGUUAGCAGUAGCAGUGGCAAUGAACCUGAUAACUUGGAGGUUUCACUAAAGAAGAUGAAAAAUCUAACAUUAAAUAAAACCUCAGCUGAUGUGUCGAAAGAUGACACUGUGGCCGAUGUCAAGAGAGAGACCUCAGUACCAGCCGGAGGAGAUGUCUUCAUAGCAUCGGCCACUAUUCCAGAUUAUUUAUCAUGGAGGAACACAAAGAAAGGAACAUGGUUCAUCCAGGCAAUUGUCUACAUCUUUCAGAAUUUUGCUUACAAAGAAGAUAUCUCCAAACUGAUGACCAAGGUCAACCGGCUGGUUGGCCGGGGUCGGACAGAUUCCGGUUCAAUGCAGGUGUCGACAUACGAGUCACGGCUGUUGAAAGAUUUCUACUUCUUCCCAGGCCUAUGGUUAUCAUCAUCAGAGACACCAGCAACUCUUUCUAACGUACAGCCUACUAGCUGAAACCAUUUGACCUCUUGCUAACAUCAUAAACAAAGAAAAUAUUUAAAUGUGUAAUGUAGCUUUGUUGGAAAGUAUUUAAGUAGGCAGGACUUUAGAUUGCUCCAAAGCUGAGGCAAUGAAAGGGUGUGCCCAAAAUAAGCAAGCGGAAAUGAAGUACAAACGUGCUAACCUCAAAACAAUUCCUCUCAAAAUCAGUGAAUUAAUUAUUAAACUGUAAUUAUACAUCUAGAUCAAACUAACAUGAAAUGCAUUUCUGAAUAUGUACAACUUUUUACCCAUAGAGGACAAUAGUAACAUACAGGGCUUUAGAUCAAGGCCGUAUUUACACCUUGGGGGGCCCGGGGCACUCCAGGUUCUGGGGCCCCUCAACAUAGAAAUUAAAUUACAUGACAAAUAAAACAAUUAUUACAUUAUAAUUAUUACAUUUUUUUAAUAAAGGAAGUCCUUAGUCUGGGGGGCCCCUCUGGCAGGAGGGCCCGGGGCAAUUGCCCCCUUUGCCCCCUUAAGUUAUAAAUCCGGCACUGCUUUAGAUUGCACCAAAGCCGAGUUGGUAAAGAUCGAGUGGGCCCAAAGUAAGUAUUCCCAGAAUAAACAAGCCCAAAUGAAGUAUAAAUAAGCAAACCUCUAAGCAUUUCACCUCAAAAUUAAUGGAAUGUUAAGCUGUAAUCAGAUUAAUAUUACUUGAAAUUCAUUUUUGAAUAUGUACAACUCUUUAUCAACUUUUAUUAACAUUACUGCACUAAACAGACCUUGGUGUGUUCAGAACAGACAAAAAACCUGUUGUGCCAAAAUUGGUGUGAUCCAAAGCCCUGGUAGGGAAAACGUGUUGUAAAGUGUGUCACUUUUUUCACUGAGUAACCAUUGUAAACUGACUAGAGUGUGUUCUGUAUUGUGAUUGGUUAAUUACAUUCUUUUUCCGGGAUCAAAUAGACAAUAACACCCAGAAAGCUAAUGAUGUCAUUAGAAAGUGACGUCAUUAGCAAUUGGAACAGGCGAAG
Messenger RNA from Gigantopelta aegis, 2325 nucleotides. Its product is annotated as caspase-3-like. Gene Ontology annotation, molecular function: cysteine-type endopeptidase activity. Bases 44 to 1327 code for a protein of 427 amino acids. Lineage: Eukaryota; Metazoa; Mollusca; Gastropoda; Neomphalida; Peltospiridae. The record is from RefSeq and is a predicted model, not a curated record. The transcript has 8 exons. Gene Ontology annotation, biological process: regulation of apoptotic process; proteolysis.